AUGUCCGGGACUCCGAAAUAUCCCUUCAAGGGUACACAGUGCUACGAACGGAUUGAUCAUCGUCAUGUGGAGUUGAUGGAGUUGUUCUUUUUGUUUACUCGGGUCUUCCUGUUUGAGUGUUGGAGAACUACGCCCAUCUGGAAGGAUUUGGAGAAGCUCUGUGGCUCGGUUCUUGGUCCAUUGCUCUUUGUGGUAUAUGUGAAAGACCUUUCUGGUCAACUGUGCAGCCCAUCCCUCAUGUAUGCGGAUGUCAUCAAAAUCUGGCGUGCAAUCUACGGUGCGGAUGAUCGAAAAACUCUUCAAGUGGAUUUGAACAAUCUGGAUCAGUGGGCGGACACCUGA
This is a messenger RNA of Echinostoma caproni, 342 nucleotides long. Lineage: Eukaryota; Metazoa; Platyhelminthes; Trematoda; Plagiorchiida; Echinostomatidae. The record is from the annotation of a GenBank genome assembly.